Messenger RNA from Hypoxylon fragiforme, 3815 nucleotides. RefSeq lists its product as uncharacterized. The transcript has a single exon. Bases 479 to 3541 code for a protein of 1020 amino acids. Gene Ontology annotation, molecular function: protein binding. Gene Ontology annotation, cellular component: NuA4 histone acetyltransferase complex. The record is from RefSeq and is a predicted model, not a curated record. NCBI's taxonomy places the organism in Eukaryota, Fungi, Ascomycota, Sordariomycetes, Xylariales, Hypoxylaceae.
UUUUUUGAACCUUGAACUUCCAAAGUUGCAAGUCCCCGGAUUCCGCAUUCCGCAUUCCGCAUUACAACCCACUCAAAUCAUCAAUCUGGCAACAUUCGCCGAUCCUAUCACAUCGAAUUAUACACCACUGUGGCCUGUCCAACCUGCCAAUUACCGAAUACUUACUUUAAUCACGUGAUUCUUCCUUAACGACAACCAAACCGUGAAAAUUAUUCAUCGCGAAUAGCCUCAUCUAAAACCGGCCUAAAUCGUCGCCCUUCCACCAAUAAAGUGGUCGGAGUAGUCUUGACGGACUUCUGCGACCCUCCAAAACAUAUUUAGUACGCGUCAGAAUCGUGUUUUCCCCCUCCGAAUGGCCCAAGAAGCCCUCCUCUAGCUCCUUUAGGCUUGCUGACCGUGACUUCAGAUCGUGGCGCCGAUUCAUCUUCUGCAGCGACGUGACGGUCCCCUCGACCAAGGCCGAGGUGGAUUCUGGGGCAUGAAUCAUAAUCCGACAGCAUAUACCUCUCUCGAAGCAUUUGCUUUAUUCCAAGAGCUCAACAGAAAUUUCCAGAACGGUCUGGUCAUCGGCACCUUUAGCCGCAUCUCCGAAACUCUCAGGAAUACCCCGUUGAUAUACGAGCAAGACAACUACGAUGCCGAUCGACUAAGCCCCGAUUCUCUUCAGAGCUUUGCCCUACAAUUGUUGCGGGAGGAACGAAAAGAGGAGAAGAGACGAGAAGCCGAAGCUGCUGCCGCGGAUAAGAACAGCGCCACCUUAUCGCCGAAUUCUAGGAAAAGAAAGCUUCAGAGCCCCCCUUUGCCUACCUUUCAAGAUGCGUUGGAGCAGAAGGAUAAGCUGCCCACCUUAGUGGAGAAGCUCUACGCGCGGUUCCGGGAUAGUCUCGUCAAAGAAAUCAGGGAAGAUGAAAGACGCUUUGAAGAGCUCCAACGGGAGCUGACCGAAAUUGAACGAGGCGAAUGGGAUAAUAAACUAGGCGUGGAACAACAUCCGGAUUCAAACAAGAACGGGCUGCCUGUUAUCACUAACUCAGUACCCGGGGGACCCGAAGGUCAAAUAACACCUACGCCAGUACAGACACCGGCUCCUGUAUCAACACCAGUCCCGAUACCGGCCCCAGUUCCGCCCAAGAUACAUGACCCUGGGAGAAGGGUUGUGUCGCCGCAGACUUCCCAGCCGCCGCAGGAGAGGAAACCUGUCCAAUCAGUUCCGCUCCAUCCUCCUCAUCCUCCUCCGCCGCAGCAGCCAGAUCUCCAGCCUCCGAAUGAAGUACGUCGUGUCACCCCUGAUACUAGACAAGAGCCAAGCCGCCCAGCAAGUAGUGCAGCUCCAGUUCUACAACAUCCUCAGACCGCUCAGGGAUACACUACACGCCCGAGUUCUGCUACAUCACAGCCACCCGUGACGGAUGGGUUGCAGCGGCCCGAGAGUGUGCCUCAAGGCAGAAGCCCUGCUCCGAUACACUCCAAUCAACCCCACACUCCUUCUCCUGUUCCCGCCCCAGCUUUGAAGUGGGAGCCUCCGUAUCAACCUCCUUAUCAAAUGCCAUAUCCACACCCGCAUCAAUAUCCUCAUCAGCAGUCUCACCAGCAACCUCUACAGGCUUCUCAACACCUGCCGCCAGCGCCACCGCAACAACAACAUCCGCCACCGCACCAAACUCCGGUCCCGUCUCCUCGACCUCCAUACAAUACGGGGCCUAGUAGACUUCCGACAUAUCCCUCUCAAACGCCGAUCUCUCACCCUCAGUUUCCUCCGAACUAUCCCAGUGGCAGGCAAACUCCCGGACAGUAUGCUCAACAACCUCGGACACCGGUGCAAGGUCCUGCACCGGUAUCGCCUUCAGUGCUCUUACCACCACAGAACGCAGGACAAAUACCACCUUCCCUACAGUCUUUGCCCGUAAAUGCGACGCCGGAUAGUGCAGGACAACAAGCGACGCAACGGCUUCCGGCUUCUAUGCCUCCUGCAAGCUCACCAGGUCAUACCGCUACACCUAGCUCCUUCGCACCGCAUCAAGCUCAGCACGUACCAGCCCAGACUCCCGUACAACCACCUGCCAUAUUAUCAGCAACGCAUCCAGCUGUUACCUCUUCCAAGCCACCUGUACCUCCCGCCCAAUGGUCGCCAGCAUCCGUGCAAGCACCAGCACAAACUAGGCCUUCUCAUCCUCCCCCGUCUCCUAUCCAAGCUACACCAGCACCGCCACACAACCCGCCGCAACAACCCACAGGAUCGUUUAGUUCAUCGUAUGAUCUGCCAACUCAAAUAGCCAACACUAUUGAACAUCCCCAUCGUCCGCAGAUGCCUGUCUUGCAAACCCCAGGACCAAUACCACGAUCCCCACGCCCACGAUCAGCAUCCCAAGUACGAACGCCAGUAGGCAGCUCUCCUCAUAUAAUUAGAGGUCAUGGUACUAAGUGGACCUCGACGCCAACACCCGCAACGCCGCGCGUGGAAGAUGUUUCUGGAUAUUUUGACCUCCCAAGCCCAGGUUUCGAGCCUAUAAGCCCACCUUCGCAGCCAGCCCCAUUCCCAAAGACCUCUCCUGACCAUACUGGCAAGAAAGAUAUGCGGAAGGUCAUACAGAAGCCUGAUGGAGUAGUAAGCCGACCCAGAGGUCGACCGCCUAGAGUUCCGCCCAAGAUAACUCCUUCGGCUCCAUUAGAGGAGGCCUCAACAGAAGGGGAUCUCUUGGGAAGUAAGAUUAAGAAUGAAGAGGCAACUCCCAAGGCAUUGGAAGACAUUGGCGAUGCGUCAGUGGUCGAUGAAAGUGUACUAAACCAGACUCAACCUGGGGUGGUUCAACAGUCCAACAAACGGAAGCGCCAAGACAGUCCUCCGAACCGGGCUCCACCAUCGCCGGCCACGCAUGUCUUAUGGACACGUUCGUUCAACAAGAUCAGUCAAUCUGCUUUGGACCAAAUCAUCAGCCACCGUCAUGCCAAUAUGUUUGCACAUCCGGUCAAACCGAAGACAGCACCAGGCUAUUUUGAAAUUGUACUCCGGCCCCAAGACCUCAAGGGCAUCCAGAAGGCGAUCACGGCUGGGUCUAAAGCGGCAGCUGCAGCGGUGGCAACUAUGGCUGAUAUCGAACCGAGCGCAACAAAUGUAUGGAUUCCGAUAUCAGUGGACCUCGUCCCACCGCGCGGUAUCAUCAACAUUGCGCAGUUAGAGAGAGAGUUAGUCCACAUGUUUGCAAAUGCUAUCAUGUACAAUCCAGAUCCUUAUCGUGGAUUUGGGCCCUCAUUUCUAAGAUUGAAUCGUCGGGCCAGUUUGGAAGAUGAUGGGGAAGACUAUCGGGGCUACGAAGUGGAUGAGAAUGGGGUUGUGAAAGACACUCGUAGCAUGUUUGGUGAAGUAGAGAAGCUUCUGAGCGACCUGCGUAACGAGGUGGAACGGAACGCGCCUCCACCAACGGGGGUACCACCGUCAGCCAGUCGUAGCAUGAGCGUGGCAGGGGCGGAUGCGAACGUAGUUGAGGACGAUGCGGAUGAAGCUGUAGGGGAUGCUAGUAAAAGACGGCGAAUAAGGGGCUAGCGACAUACAUAAUAUGUGCAUUGAUAUCUACCUAGGUACCUACACGGUAUACUAACCUACCUGUACAUAUAUAGGCAACCUAGGUCAGAAGCGAAGACUACCAAAUAUAUGAUAAACUUGAGCGGUUGAAGCCAAAGUCGAGUUAUGGUACUCGUUAUGUUAGUAUAAAAAAAAUCGAAGACUCUUACCUUUGGUUCGCAUAAAUUAUACAUUGGGUUCUUGUCAACCGUCAGAAUCUAACGCCACCUGGUUCCAAUAUGUAACUUAUGUACUA